Messenger RNA from Anopheles gambiae (African malaria mosquito), 5588 nucleotides. RefSeq names its product serine-rich adhesin for platelets. The record is from RefSeq and is a predicted model, not a curated record. The transcript has 8 exons. Gene Ontology annotation, molecular function: protein binding. Bases 1214 to 4861 code for a protein of 1215 amino acids. NCBI's taxonomy places the organism in Eukaryota, Metazoa, Arthropoda, Insecta, Diptera, Culicidae.
GGCUGUGCCUUCGAAGGCAAACAUCACCUGCACGGUCGGUCCCGUCGGUCCCGUUGCGGUAGAGAGAGAAAAGCUGAGCAAGCGAAACAUAACAAAAAAAAAUCGAACAACGAACCACCACGGGCUGGGUGGAACAACACACAGAAAACACAAAACCAACCCCACACACACACAAGCACACUUUCAAACACGCAUUUCGCCCUUUGCUGGUACAACGCGGUACGAACGAAGGAAAAAACGAGUGUCGAAGAAUUAAGCCCAAACCUCGACCGAAGCUUGCAGACCGAAUUAGCAUUAGUGCGCGUGAGUGCUGUUGUUGUUGUGUGGUGCGGUGCUGUUGCUAUUGUACGUACGUACUGCGAUACACAUAAUCAGUCUGCGAAGGAAAAUCACGCGCUUUCAGUGAGCCCUGGAGGUGCCUGGGGUGACGUUAAGACGACCGUUGGUAUUUUAACUAUUUUUGCGUGGUUGGGUUCGGGUGUGAGUGCGUUUUUGUUUUCCUUCUAUUCUGCCUUUGUGCGUCCAGUGUUGGCGUGCGUGUUUCUACAGUGCUACAGUCGGCUCGAUCACGGUACGGUGCGCGCGGGAGGGUGUGUGUCGUUGGCACGAGCGCGAAUCUAAGCCCCGGCAUCAAAAGUUUAGCGCGUGAAUUUGCGAUACGGGUUUUGCUGUGUGCGGCGUGCAAAAAAAAGUCGCGUGAUUUUCCACCCAAACACGUGCGUGAGGGCGAAGGUUUGGGCGUUCGAGCCCGGGAUGCGUUUUGUGUGCGUCAGUGAGGUGAGUGUGAUUAGAAACGGGGUGUGAAAAUUGAUCCUCGUCUUCGUACGCAAAGGCUUAUUCGGGCGAACGGGCUUAACGCGUGGCAGGAUUAGGUGCACGAGUGAACAAAAUAUUCUUUCCGGAAGAAUCGCUCGCUCGCGGGAGUGGUGGUGCUAAAAAAAGAGAAAAUUUAUAAAAGUUUUUUUUGUCAACGCAACACGCUGAUAGCAGUUUUUCCUGGAAAAAUAACGGUUCUACCAGUGCGGGCAACCCCUGCCGGGUGAAUUUCCAUCGCUGCUAUAACACGCUAAGAUUUCCUACCCGAUGGCCCCGCAGACCGAUCCGAUUAGAGUGAUUUUAUCGCCCACGGGGCCACAUCCCGCUAGACGGUAGAAGACGGAACGGAACGGAAAGCAACUUCGACAGUAAAAACACUCACAGCCGCGUUCGAAAUAUGCGCUUGUUUAAGGCGAAAAAGCUACUCGAAGGACCGCAAGUGCUGGCACGCGGUAGUAGUGCAUCACCUUCAGCGCCGGCCCUUUCGCCGAUCGAGCCUGUCAACGCGUCCGCCUAUAAUGACAUUCUCGUACUACCCGUUUCGGCAGCCCCAGCGAACUCGAAAUUUGACUCCGAGCUCCCUUCGCUGCUGAGCGAGGUGGUCGAGGUGAUCAGUGGCUGCAACAGUCCUGCAACCAGUGUCGCCGAUACACCCGCGCCGGAUGCACCGGGCAGUGGGCAGCUCGAUACGCCCGACUGCAAUCAAACGCUCCCACCGGCCGACCCGAUGGCUCCCGUAGCGAGCAUGGCGACCGAUAACGUUUGCAGUAUUAAUAACGCCUCAUCAGCGGAGUCACCGCACGUACGCAAUCAAGGUGUCGAGGCGAGGCUGAUGCGGGAUCAGCGGCGGCCAAGGACGCCCUCACCAACUGGCACCGGUCAGCACGGUCAACCGACGGCAACGAUCGGCCGGAAUGGUAUCGGUACGCUCGCGGGCUUUCGGAUGGUGACCGCGGUACCGGCGCUGGUGCUCGAGGACGAACCGCCCCUGCCAAGGACGGCCAAGGAGAGCAAGAACGUGUUCACAUGGGGCCGCAAGAUGGGCAAAAAGUUCGAUCUACUUCGUCGUGGCAGCGACGCCCACAAGCUGGCCGUCCCCGGUAGCGUAGCGCUUGUCACCGUAGCCCCACCUGUAGUGCCACCGCCGGCCACCAGCUCCACCUUCUCCAUGUCGCCGAUCAGUGCGGCCGCCACAUCGAUCGCCUCCUCGUCGGAACCGUGCAUCAGUACGAUAUGUGGUGCCGAUCAGGAGAGUGGCCGGAAAGGAAAAUCCACCGUCCCGCUAAAAGCACACCAAAGUCAUCGUUCCGCGAAUGGUGGUCCAGCUACGAAUGGGCACGACCCGCUGGUCAAGCUUAACUCGGAACGAUCGUCCGGUACGUUCCGAAAUUUCUUCUACCGCAUGGGUUCGACCGGUAUGCUUAACCACAAGUCGAACCAAUAUCAGAAGCAACAAUUCUUGCAGCAGCAGCAAACUCAACUGCAGGCCCAACACUCCCAACAACCACAUCAACUACUGCAUCACAUGUCGCUGGCCCAAACCCAGGCCGACCUGAGCAAAAUAGAACACCAACAGAUGCUGUACCGCAGCAGUUCGACGAGUCAGCUCAAUACGUCAUCCUACGUGAAGUGUGAUGAUCCUACCGACGGUGUCAAUCUAGCAAAUGGACACACGAAAUCGUCCGUCGGAAGUUCGUCCUCUUCCUCACAGCUCCAUCUCACGGGGUUGCGUGGCGAACAGACAAACGGAGCUGCUGGUAAUGGUGCAUCCAACUCCGAGACUUCCUCCGCUUCCCCAUCCAGCUCGACAGCAACCAAAUCUUCCAGCUGUGACGACAUUGCACGUGUCGGUCAGCAGACAACCCCAUCGGAAGGUUCGCUUUCCAAGAAGAAUCACUUCCCGUACGCGUUCCUGCGCUCCAAGCUUUCGGUACUGCCGGAAGAGAACGGUGGCUCGGUAAUCAACUACAGCCGUAUCAAGGAGAACUUGCUCCGUACCGGGAACCGUGGUUCAAUUGUGAGUCUUCGAUCGGAUCUCGACAGUGUGUCCAUCACCGACUCGCAGCUCAACAUCUCUGGCGAGAGUGGUAGCGAUGUGUUUCUGCCCUCCGCAACCGAUAGCAAAUCGAUCGGUGCGAACAGUGACGUUGGCAUCAUGUCACGCAACAACUCCAUCAAAACGCUUACCGACACGGAGCACAGCUUUGUGCUGAACUAUCAGCGACUGAGCAGCUGUCUGAGCAGUAACGAGUCAGGGUAUGAUAGUGAUGGCCGGCACGCAGAGGAUAAGAUCGAUGAUGCGAGCAAUACGUCGCUGAGCAGUAGCGUUAGCUUGUCUCACCAUCAUCACCAGCAGCAGCAACAGCAGCUGUCGGGAGCGUCCUUUAAUGGAGGUGAUGCGUAUGUGGAUGCUAUCCGCUCGAAGGACCAAUCGUACGUGUUCGGUAGCCGGAGACGGCUGUCCUCCUCCUCGUCGUCGAUCGUUUCCGGCGUUGCGGCUACCAAUGGUGGCUUCGAUUGCGGCACGAUCCGGCGUCGGUUCCGGCAGAUCAAGCUGGUGAAGCAGCAGGGAGACGACACGAUCGGCAUCGAGCUGACGCCGCAAACUAUCGGGCUGGAUGAGGGCGAGUGCGAGACGCGCUAUCUGGUCACCGAGAUCGAUCCGGAAGGAAUUGCUUACAAGGAUGGCCGAUUGCGCAUCGGCGACGAGAUUGUGAACGUAAACGGGCAUCAUUUACGUGGCCUGCAGUCUCCCAGCACUGUCCAGCGUAUCCUGUCGACAUUUGUCAACAAUGUCGUAGACCUUGUCAUUGCACAUGACGAGUUAACUACGUUCAACUCUGACGCCAACCGAAAGAUCAAGAUCGAUUCCCGGCCGGCCACGUCCGGUGCGAUCACGAUCGGUGGCAGCUCCUCCUCCUCCGGAGCUUCUUCGUCAUCCUCAUCAUCGUCGUCCUCACCGACACGGUCAUCCAAAGGGCCGGCCGUCACCAGCACUCCCAGCAACACCGCCGGCCCAGCCAAACCAUUCCCGCUGACACCGAUCUACGCACCGGCCGACUAUGUGCCAGUGUACGCGAACCGCAUCUCGAUCUCGAACACGAUCUGUGACGAUGAAAAGUGGCAAAUGAUUAGCAAGCAGCGGUGUGAGGCGCUGGUGAAGAACGGCUACUCUCAGAUACUCGGGUCAAAGCGGCUGAUAAAGGACAGUGAUGAGGAGCUGUUGCCGAACGGUGGUGAUCACGGGCAGCCGAAGCAUCGGAUCGAUUCGAACGAGACGGGGCUUUACUCACUGUACAGGCCCGUUUCGCACGGCAGCAUUAAUCAAUCGAUACGUCACCUGACGGCAAAUGGUGAGGCGGACGAUGGGAAUGCCAGUUCCCGUGCGUCCAUCGCCGAAGGACACGCUCCGACCGUGCUGGUGCAGGUGAUUUCCGACACGAUACGGCGGAACGUUCCGAUCGGAUCGGCGUAUCGCGGUGCGAAGGCACUGAAGAGUGAGGAAGACAUCCCGCGAUCGGUGCAGCGCAUCCGGCUAAAGUCGGAUGACGGUGUGGUGGAGAGUAAGGCGGAGGCAAGCGUGCCACUGCAGCGGUCCAAGACGGAGAGCAAUGUGAGUGGGGCGCGCGACGAGCUCGACUGCACGCUCGAUGGUACAAAGUUUGAGGCGGGCGUACGGAUACUGAUCAACGAGGAGGGAUCGUCUUACAUCGAGGGAAUACACAAGUGCACCUAUCUAACGGUUACGUUCUACAAAGGCACCGGGAUGAAAUCGCUCGGCUUCAGCAUUGUCGGCGGUCGGGAUUCACCGCGCGGCAAUAUGGGCAUCUACGUGAAGACCGUCUUCCCGAGCGGGCAGGCCGCACUCGAUGGAACGUUAAUGGCGGGAGAUGAAAUUCUGUCCAUCAACGAUGCCGCCGUGCAGGGUAUGAGCCACUGCGAGACGAUCGCACUGUUCAAAAACGUCAAGGAAGGACCGGUCGUACUCAAGCUGGCCCGCAGAAGAUACCACCGGGCCAAGUCAGUGGAUAAUCUACCGAACUGAACCUGAAGAUUUCAUCGCACGCUGUUUCCCUCACACAACGGAGCGCGUCUCACAACUCCCAACCAAAAAACAAAAAUGCAAAAUGCGUUUGCAAGGCUCAAUGAGGAGAGGGGAGCAGCAAAAUGCCGCGCCUGUGUAAAGCGACACCAGGACCAGGGCCUGUCUAUUUAUUUAUUCCACCCACGGACCACUUCAAUUCUAGUCACCUGUUCUUGUAUAGUGUGCUUGGUGUGACCGUGCUGCUGCUGCGGCGGCGAAGGCAACGUUUUUUUUUCUUUUCUUGUUUUAAAAGUGAGUGCAUGAUGGCCACUAUAUCUUUAAGAUUUCAACCUACGCAACAACGCAUACACACACCGAUCGCAUACGAUCAUACGAACGGCAUACUGAUUUUGCACGUACAGCCCCCCACUUGGCCGCGGUUUUGGCGCGGCGGAUCGCAAGCCGCCGACAAGUGCUGCCGCGUGCGUGCGUGUGUUGCGUGUCUCACACGAUGGAACGAAUUGCUCCGAAUCGGACCAGAGUUUUGUGUUAGAAGAGACAGAGAGAGAGAGAGAGAGAGAGAAAGAGAGAGAGAGAGAGAGAGAGAGAGAGACACUAAUCACGGUAGAAAUAGAUAGAUUAAGGAAGGUUUUUUUCAUUUCAUUUCUUCACUCCACGCUGGGUUGUACAAAAAAAGGUCCCAUAAAUAUAUCCCUCGUAAAGUUAAUAAAAUCAUUCAUAACACACA